UGGGGUUGGCUGAGGGCCCCGCCGGGAGCCGCGGUUCCUUGUGGGAAGGCAGAAAGAUGGCGGCGCCCAUGGGGCGUACUCUGUUAGGGGUGGCCAGAGGCUGGCGGCGUCUCGACAGUCUCUGGGCGGGUAGCCCGCGUUUUCGCGGCCUGUCCCUUGAGGCUGCGCCCUCAGGCAGCCGGUCUCCAUGGCGCUUGCUGGGCGCUUUGUGUCUGCAGCGGCCACCGCUGAUCACCAAGCCGCUCACCCCAUUGCAGAAAGAGAUGGCGGAACUACUGCAGAAGGUGGAGACAGAGAGAAGCCUGUAUUCAGACCACGAGCUUCGUGCUCUGGAUGAAGCUAAGCGACUGGCAAAGAAGAAAUCUGACCUUUACGAUGAUGAUCAAGAUGAGCAGGGCAUUACACUUGCACAAGACUUAGAAGAUAUGUGGGAGCAGGCGUUCCUCCAGUUCAAACCUGGAGCUCGAGUAACAGAAGCUGAUAAAAAGAAUGACCGAACCUCCUUGCAUCGUAAGCUAGACAGGAACCUGGUCCUCUUAGUCAGAGAGAAGCUUGGGGACCAGGAUUUUUGGAUGCUCCCUCAAGUAGAGUGGCAGCCUGGGGAGACCCUUCGAGGGACAGCUGAGCGAAUCCUGGCCACCCUCUCAGAAAACAACAUGGAAGCCAAGUUCCUGGGGAAUGCACCUUGUGGCCACUACAAGUUCAAACUCCCCAAGGCAAUUCGGACAGAGAGUGACAUUGGGGCCAAAAUCUUCUUCUUCAAAGCUCUGCUACUCACAGGAGACUUUCCACAGGCUGGGAAGAAGGCCCGCCAUGUGUGGGCCAGUAAGGAAGAGCUGGGCGACUACCUGCAGCCCAGGUACCUGGCUCAGGUCAGGAAGUUUCUUCUGGACUCCUGAUGGAUGCAGCCGCUUGUGGAUGAUGCGCACAUAGGUCAAGUGCUAGGACCUCAGGAACAGUGCGGAUGCUCAUUUACAGGGACAGUCAAGCACCAAACUAAAUUCUGAGAAUUAAACGUGUUUGCCAUUG
This is a messenger RNA of Peromyscus eremicus (cactus mouse), 1029 nucleotides long. RefSeq names its product mitochondrial ribosomal protein L46 (gene Mrpl46). The record is from RefSeq and is a predicted model, not a curated record. Gene Ontology annotation, molecular function: structural constituent of ribosome. The transcript is spliced from 4 exons. The coding region runs from base 57 to 899 and encodes 280 amino acids. Gene Ontology annotation, cellular component: mitochondrial large ribosomal subunit. Lineage: Eukaryota; Metazoa; Chordata; Mammalia; Rodentia; Cricetidae.